CAUGAAACGAGAGGGAACAAUGGCAUGGCAAAACAGCGGGAUAAUGGCGGGUUUCGGAGGUUUCGUAUUGGGCCUGGUCAAGCAUAGAAACUGGGGGAGACGAAGCCCAAAGUGGUUUAUGCAAGUGAUAAGUUCCUGCAUAGAGCGCAGACACGCAGCCAUUGGUUCAAUCAGAGGCUCUUGGCCAGAAAUGGAUUGCUGCCCAGAUACAUCGUGCUAGUGCCGAUAAAGUGCUAGCGUAGCCUUAUGUAGCACUAAGCACCAAACCCACAUUUCGACCAAAAGCUGUAAUCCUUGAAUUUGCAUCUCGAUCUUUAUAUCAACAACGCCUCGUUCACCUCCAAACGCCCUGUCAUGUCGGCCGACAAUCCCUCCAAGAAGCGCAAGCAGCAGCCAGCCAGCCAGCCAGCUUCAUCAAAGAAAUCUCGCACAGAAGGCAAUGCCACCCUCAUAGGCCCGCACGAGGGCAUCCUCAAAGAACUUUCAACAAAACACAAUGUUCUCGCCCUCUCGAUUAUCUCGUCCACACAAAUCCGCAAGCGCGUCUCCAGCGCUACUUCUCAUCUCCUCGACAAGACUUCAGGCUCGCGCGCAGUCUUGCUUCACGCGCGGCCCGCAGAUGUAUGCAAGAUGAUGACAGUGGCAGAGCAAUGCAAGAGGACGCUCGGCGAGCAAGGGAGGACCUGGUAUCAAUACAACGAAUUAUUCGACCUUCCUGCAGAGACCAAAAAGAAAAAAACCGUGCCUAAAAAGUCAGAUUUGGAAGAGGUGGAGGAUGAUGGAUCCGACAGCGACGACAAUGCCUUUGAGACUAUGCAAAGCCGAUUCGAGCAAGCCGUGUUGCCGCCUCCACGAGCUCAAACAUACAAGUCUCUAAGAAUAUUCAUCUCUUCUCAGGCUAUUUCCGACCUUAAAUCAAGGGAAAAUGUUACGGUACAAACGAGCGAGGACGCAACAUGAUAGGCAAUAUCACGGAAGAAAACAAAAAGUUUUAAUUUUGGCUACGGCCAUGGCUACGGCUACUUGAAUCUGGAAGGCAAAAUUUUUUUUAUAUGGAUACAGCAAUAUGAUACCCUAGCUUUUAUAAACAAUCUUAUUAAGCUAAUAAUUAUCUCCAGUCAGAUACCCAAGAAACAUAUGAUACACUAAUUG
Trichoderma asperellum CBS 433.97 is the source of this 1152-nucleotide messenger RNA. RefSeq lists its product as uncharacterized. The record is from RefSeq and is a predicted model, not a curated record. NCBI's taxonomy places the organism in Eukaryota, Fungi, Ascomycota, Sordariomycetes, Hypocreales, Hypocreaceae. Gene Ontology annotation, molecular function: nucleic acid binding.